CGUUGAGGGGCGGGGAGGGGGCGGGCGUUUGUUGAAGAUCAAGGGGGGAACAGAGAGAUAAUGUUUAACAAAGAGCGCGAUAAAAACGUUUUACGGAGCCUCGGUAUGUUGACGAGGUAUCGACGAUACCGCAAGUAUCGGAAGAUCCUCUGAUUCCAAAGUUCUCGGUUUGCGUGUAAAAAGACAUUAAUAAUCAUGUUGAUUGUUUAACUGUUUCCUCUUCUGCUGUCGACUGUGAUUUCACAUAUACCAUUGAUGCAAGUUUAUGGACAAUUGCUUGCAACGAAUUAACUGAAAAAAAAACAAAACAAAAAUUGAUAAGUCUAAUUCACGCAAAGGCUGAUUAAUCAAAUAUAUUUACCUCGUUUUUACAUUUUAAGGGAGUAAUGAGAUCCUUUCUAUCGGUAUUAACGACUAAGUCUGUUGUUAGGUUGACAAAUAUUAACGACAAAGUGAUUUAAGGCUGUUAAUUGUUUUUCUUGUGAAAGUGAAUAGUCAUUGUUAAUAUUAAAUGUAAAAUAAUAAUUAGUGGAUGUUUAGAAAAAUGAAAGUAAAAUGGGGGAGAGAACGUGCUCGGAGCCAGCUGUACUCAUUUGUAAACGAAAUGGUAAAAGAACGGAAAGGGGAGGACCGUAGAUAAGACGGUUGUCUCUCCAAAUACAACGGGGUUUUGACGCUAAUGAUGCGGGAUUUAAACGCCAGUGCCUGCAUCGACCCGUACAAUGAUGGAGCGGUCGACUGGUCGGGAGCUGGAAUUGUUGGGACACUAGUUGUACUUGCCAUUAUCGAUGUCAUGGUUAUACUUGGUAAUGUUCUCGUCAUACUUGCUGUCUAUCAUACCAGCAAGUUGAGAAAUGUCACCAAUAUGUUCAUUGUGAGUCUUGCUGUUGCUGAUCUACUCGUUGGACUUGCUGUUCUACCUUUUAGCGCUACUUGGGAGGUUUACAAAGUAUGGAUAUUUGGGAGCAUAUGGUGUUCAGUGUGGUUGGCAGUUGAUGUAUGGAUGUGCACUGCGUCAAUCCUAAACCUCUGUGCAAUCAGUCUCGACAGAUAUCUCGCGGUCACUCGGCCCGUCAGCUAUCCUCAGAUAAUGUCGCCGAAGAGAGCUAGAUUACUGGUCGCUGCGGUCUGGGUUCUCAGCUUUGUCAUAUGUUUUCCACCGCUCGUUGGAUGGAAGGAUCAGAUGUCCUAUCCAUCGUGGAGUGACGCAGUACCCGAACGAAAUGGCCCGUUCAACAGCACGACGAUAGAUCUACGUGAAAAAAAGUGUCCGUGGAAAUGCGAGCUCACCAAUGACCCUGGUUACGUCGUGUACAGUGCACUGGGGUCGUUCUACAUACCAAUGCUAGUCAUGAUGUUUUUCUACUGGAGAAUCUACAAAGCCGCAGUGUCAACUACAAAGGCCAUAAAUCAGGGCUUUCGGACGACGAAAGGCUCCAAAAUGUUUGGCACGAGAUUUGACGAGCAACGACUGACCCUGAGGAUCCACCGUGGACGUGGUAGUGUCCACAACGGUGCUAACAGCAGUAGUAGCCCACGUAGUCCUGAAUCAAGUCGGAGUGCUUCUGUACGGAGAGACAAGAUCAAGAUAUCAGUCUCGUAUCCGAGCACAGAGACACUCAAUACCAAGUGCAAUACCCUUGAACGUACACCAUCAAAGUGUUCCCAGAUAUCAGUGCAUUACAGCAAUGGUCAGACGCUGAAUCAGCUCUGCACAACAUCCAGAAAUACUCAUCUUAAGGUUAGUGGGAUUAAUCGCGUGGGAAGCACCAGGAGACCUAGCCGUCGCAGUAGUUGCGAGAGUCAAGUAACUGGUGAUGAAGUUUCACUUCGUGAACUAACAAGUGCCAGUGAAGAGAAGCCACGUGUAAUGAAGAUGGGCAAGAGGAACAUAAAGGCACAGGUGAAGAGAUUUCGCAUGGAGACUAAAGCAGCAAAAACCCUCGGAAUAAUAGUGGGUGGUUUCAUACUCUGCUGGUUGCCAUUCUUCACAAUAUAUCUAGUACGUGCAUUCUGUCCAAAUUGUAUAAAUCCAACAGUCUUCAGUGUACUCUUCUGGCUUGGUUACUGCAAUUCAGCGAUAAAUCCAUGUAUCUAUGCCCUCUUCAGUAAGGACUUUAGAUUUGCAUUCAAGCGGAUAAUAUGCAAUUGUUUCUGCAAGAGAAACAGAAAUUCAUUGCGUCGUGGAAGUGACGGAAGCCAAUUGGCAACGAGAAACGACAGAAGCCCAAGUUAUUCGAUACGUGUACCACAGCAUGGUGUGUCUGUCGAGGACUCUGAUCCAGAUCCAAACUCCGAUCAUAAUGCACACUCACAGAGUGACUCUAGGUGACUGUAGCGUAAGCGGAGCCGCGUCUGUAAUCGCGUUCUCUUCGAUCGAAAAACCACAGUCGCGAUUGAGCUCUCGUGAGAGGUUCUGGGAGAAAUGCUCCCCGGAAAAAUGUUCCCCAAAAAAAAAACUCCGGAAACUGGCCCCAAAAUCAGAAAAUACAGUCUCUCGAUAUGAGCGAAAACACGAAAAAUAUGGAAAGAUACAAAAAAGAGUGUAUUUUGAGACGAGUGCGUAAAAGUGUUUUUUUCAGCACACUGUCCGUAAAAUGUCGUUUUACGGACCUUUGGCGUCUGGCGAAAAGAACUUUAUAUUACUCGGCCCGAAAUUAUAUUUUGGUUCGUCAUCAGCCAAAAAAGUAUUCCUCGGCUUCGUCUCGGUCUGCAAUCUUCACACUCGUCACAAAUAGUAUAUUUGGAUACGAGUGCGUAAAAGUAUUUUUUUCAACACUAUCCGUAAAAUGUCGUUUUACGGACACUUGGCGUCUGCCGAAAAAAACGUUAUAUUACUCGGCCCGAAAUUAUAUUUUGGUUCGUCAUCAGCCAAAAAAGUAUUCCUCGGCUUCGUCUCGGUCUGCAACCUUUACACUCGUCAGAAAUAGUAUAUUUCGAUACGAGUGCGUAAAAGUAUUUUUUUUCAGCACACUAUCCGUAAAAUGUCGUUUUACGGACACUUGGCGUCUGUCGAAAAGAACUUUAUAUUACUCGGCCCGAAAUUUUAUUUUGGUUCGUCACUCGUCAGAAAUAGUAAGAGGUAAGAGAGAUAGGAAAAUUUUUGUCAUGACCUUUUUUGUAGUCCCGAACUAGCUCUGCAAAAAAGGUUAUGACAAAAAUUUUCCUAUCUCUCUUGGAUUCCAAAAUAUUAAUCAAAAACUGGCCAGAAGUCAAAAUCUUGAUUUUCCGGGGAACAAGUACCCCCAGAUACCCUCGUGAGACAAAUUGCCAUUAAUUUUUUGGACAAUUCCCACUUUUCCAUCGUUGAACCGUACAUCUUGAGCGGGUGGAUCUCUAGUCUACUAUCCCCUGUAUUAAAUUAUUAAUGGGUGUCUCUCUGAAAUUGAAAAAAAAAAAUACACUCGCACGGAGAGAGCUGUUCCGAGAAUGAAUAUCUCAUGAGCGAAUGAAUCGCACUUCAUUUCGAGGCCCGAAAAAAUUGGCUUCAAAAUGAGAAAGAAAAAAAAAACGUUGGACUCUACUCCUGCCAAAAAAAUUGUUCUCCGUGCGGAGUGGCCUUUUCAUCGCGCGCUGUGGAUUUCUGAAUAAAAAAUAAAGACAAGACGAGUGCUUCGUUCUAAUUCUGUGUCUAUCGAGGGAUACGUCGCCGAUGCUAUCCGCAUUAAUAUGGAACGUGUUAAGUAUCUUCUCCCUGUACAUAUGAAUGUAUAUACUUCGUUUUAAAAAUCUGUUUGUUUUUUAUUAUGCUCCGGUGUUUAUUUGCACUGUAACAUGAAUAUAGACAAACUGUUAUUUAGGCGAGAAAGAGUGAGAGAGAGUGAGAGAGAGAACUAGGUGUUUCUAUUACAAGAAGAAAGAAAAUAACUGGACAAAUGUAUUCUGCUUUCGCGUACAAUAAUACUCAAUACGUAAAAGAGAAAGAGUGAAUAAAAUAUCACAA
This is a messenger RNA of Diachasma alloeum, 3943 nucleotides long. RefSeq names its product octopamine receptor Oamb (gene Oamb). Gene Ontology annotation, molecular function: G protein-coupled amine receptor activity. Gene Ontology annotation, cellular component: membrane. The coding region runs from base 680 to 2332 and encodes 550 amino acids. NCBI's taxonomy places the organism in Eukaryota, Metazoa, Arthropoda, Insecta, Hymenoptera, Braconidae. The transcript has 9 exons. The record is from RefSeq and is a predicted model, not a curated record. Gene Ontology annotation, biological process: adenylate cyclase-activating adrenergic receptor signaling pathway.